AUGGCAACUAUAGAUCCCUUCGACGCAGCACUCGAUCUCCUCCGCCGACUGCCACCAAACUCAACGCAGCAGAACCUCCAAGGCAUAAUCUCACUUCGCCCAGAGCUUGAGGAAGAUCUGCUAUCGUCUGUCGACGUUGCUCUCACAUCCAAACGAUGUACUCAAUCUGGACGCGACUUCCUCUGCUGCGACUACAACCGCGAUGGCUCCUCCUACCGAAGUCCAUGGAGCAACGAGUUCCAGCCUCCGUUAGAAGAUGAAGGUGAUGCGAUCGAUCUCAUACCUGGCGGAAGGGUUCGGCGUAUGGAAGAGGCCCUCAAUGCUGGAUUUGAUGUGUAUCGAGAGCUGUACUACGAGGGCGGCGUGAGCUCAGCAUAUCUUUGGGCACUGGACGAGGGCUUCGCAGGCGUGGUGCUUUUCAAAAAGACGGCUGAUGCUCGAGGCGGCGGCAAAGGUGGCUGGGACAGCAUACAUGUGCUCGAAGUCAACGAGGCAGCCACCAAGCGAUCAGCACACUACAAGCUCACAAGCACGGUCAUCUUAGAUCUGGGCCUGCAGACCUCAAGCGUGGACAAUCUGGAGCUUGCUGGCAAUCUCACAAGGCAGACAGAGCAAGAUAUGCCACUUCAAGGCUUGCGGGACGCCGAGAUUGAGCAGAGUCAUGUGGUGAAUAUUGGUAGAACCGUGGAGGACAUGGAGACUCGGAUGCGAAAUUUGCUCCAAGAGGUGUAUUUUGGCAAGGCUAAGGAUGUCGUAGGCGAUCUCAGGAGUAUAAAGCCUCUGAGUGAAGCUGAAAAAGACCGAGCAGCCCACAGGGACGUCAUCGACAAGAUGGGUGGAAGAUGAUGAGGGCCUGCAUGACGAAGGACACAUCAGGGAAUGCAAGCUGAAGCUCAAAAUCGGUCGUGAAUGGGGUGCAGUGCGUGGCAGUGACAGUUUGCCACAAGCGUGAUCAUGCGCAGCAUGAUCAUUCGAUGUAUGUAUUCAAGACCUUCCUUUCAGCUUACAGCAUUAAUGGUCGCCAAAAGCCAUUGCGCUGCGUUACCGAGAGUUCGAGAUUUG
This is a messenger RNA of Pseudocercospora fijiensis CIRAD86, 1062 nucleotides long. RefSeq lists its product as uncharacterized. Gene Ontology annotation, cellular component: cytoplasm; F-actin capping protein complex; actin cortical patch. Lineage: Eukaryota; Fungi; Ascomycota; Dothideomycetes; Mycosphaerellales; Mycosphaerellaceae. Gene Ontology annotation, molecular function: actin filament binding. Gene Ontology annotation, biological process: cell morphogenesis; barbed-end actin filament capping; actin cytoskeleton organization. The record is from RefSeq and is a predicted model, not a curated record. The transcript has 2 exons. The coding region runs from base 1 to 846 and encodes 281 amino acids.